CAAAGAUUAUCACAAACUGUUAAAUGAGUGUAUAUACUUUAUGUAAACAUUGUGAACUUAUCAGGAAUAUUUGAAUGAGAUAGUCAGAAUGGGAUCGGAACAAAGCUCUCAAGGCGGCACACAGGGUGCUAACGCCAAUAGAACAAGAAUUGCGCCAUUAAGACGUGGUAAAAGUGUACCGAAUCGUGAAAGGCUACCAGAGGACACACCACCUAGGUGCACCAGUCCUGGUGCCAGCAUUUGUUCGGAUUCUGACCUACCGUAUAUAUCAUACACAGUGAACAGACCCAUUGGAGACUCACCAAAAAUGACUAAUAAACAAUCACAGUUAUACAGAGGCAAGAGUUUGGGUGCACAAGAUAUAUCUAGACGUAAAAAUAGCUUAGGCUCUAACAGUUACAGAAAAACUACCUCUGAUAAACUUCACAACAUAGUAGUAGUGAAACCAGCUGCCGCAGACCGUACAGCUGACAAGGAUCCAGAUUUGGUUAGACUACAAAGUAUCCCCAUGUUCCUACCCAUCAUGCGUGGUACCCUCAAUUUACCACCAGGUGUCAGGGACCCGGAAGUCCUGGAGAGGCUGGAUCCGAUCGGUCUUUUCAAUCUAUGCGCACGCUAUCAGCAUCACCUUAACACUAAUGCUCAAAUGAUUGCUGGGGAACAGACUACUCUGUUUAUCAAUAUUGAACCGGAAGUGACCAAGAUUCUUUAUAUGGCAACCGAAAGGCAAAAGAAGUUCUCUAAAUUUGCUGAACAACUGAGCAAAAUACACGAGCUUAGCAAGCAACUGACUAAGUGUCAUUCCCUUCUUAAUCAGACACUAGAAAGUCUAGAGACAUUGAACAAUCUUUUACCAAUUGAAGAGAGAUUGGAACCGUUUGUAUGGACUACUGGAUAGAAUGUCAAAGGUAUGAAGAGGUAGAAGCUAAAUUUGACCCAAAAGUACAUUGCACUGGUGCUAACAUAAUUUGGGUCGACCUAUUAGAAUCUUUUUUUAUUUCUAUUUCCUUUCUUAUUGUUCAGAGUAAAUCUAUUCUAAUAACCCUUAUCCAAAGACUUCUAGUACCAACACAUGUAUUGCACAGAGAACUCUUCUAUGAAAACUUAUACUAUA
This is a messenger RNA of Dufourea novaeangliae, 1114 nucleotides long. It is a transcript of the gene BORCS5, whose product is annotated as loss of heterozygosity 12 chromosomal region 1 protein homolog. Gene Ontology annotation, cellular component: synaptic vesicle membrane; cytoplasmic side of lysosomal membrane; BORC complex. The record is from RefSeq and is a predicted model, not a curated record. Bases 89 to 898 code for a protein of 269 amino acids. Lineage: Eukaryota; Metazoa; Arthropoda; Insecta; Hymenoptera; Halictidae. Gene Ontology annotation, biological process: organelle transport along microtubule; lysosome localization; positive regulation of anterograde synaptic vesicle transport. The transcript has 2 exons.